GGUAGAACUUCCGCAGUGUUGUUAUGGCGACGUUGUACACACACAGGCUCUGUGUAGUACAACAAACGUGUUUGGAUACAGGCGUGGAGGAAAGACUACUGUGAAACGCAACGCAAAUAAAAAAUGAGUACAGCAUCUUUGCCAAGAAUCAACACGUCCUUCUUCCCAAAGAUAAUCACCGCUGAAAACCACUCGCGUUUUCACCAACAGCGCCAAAACGGGGGACACGGGAAUGUGGAAAGCGGAAAGCAAAGUGGAAAGGCACAACCCUUGAAAGGCAAUGACAAACAACCACGAUUUACCAAGCAAGACAUUGCAGUUAUGCUUUCUUUUUUCUCUAUUCCCAGUUACAGGAAUUCACACAAACACAACAUCUGCGUAGACAUGCUGCGCAAGGGUUAUCACAAGUCCUUCUCUGAGCUCUUCGCUCUGAUCCAGAAGUGGAAUGCCUCUAGGGAGGCUGCAGGGCCUGGGUCAGCCAUAUGGCAGCAGGAGCCCCUUGAGGAGCAGCUUGAUAAGCUGGAUCAGCUUCAGCACUUCCUGACCAGGGCUGAGGCAGCCCAGAGAGCAGGUCGUUAUGAGGAGGUUUACACAAAUCAGGUGUCAUUGGCACGCUAUUUUGAUAAUUCAGAAGACAAAUGGCUGUCGGAUCACUUUUUCGAGUCCAGUCUUCACACUGCCUCCCUAAUUAAGAUUGAUGGUGGCAAAAAAGAAGCCGAAGCCCAUUCAAACAUGGGUAAAGUCUACAUGGAAAAAGGUCAGCUGGAGAAAGCCACUGAACAUUAUGAAGCAUUCCAUCAUCUGACAUUGGGGCGGGCAUGGAAGGAUGAGGCAGGGCGUACUCACAACUCGUGGGCCUGUGAAGGUCUCUGGAGGAUUUACACAUUACUCGCAGACAAAAUGCUCGAAAAUAAAGAACACAAGCAGGCCAUCAAAACUAUAAUAAAAGCCUUUGAAAUGGCAAAAGAAGCGGGUGAUAAAAAGAUAGAAGGAAAGGCUGCUUACCGCGUAGGACUAGCUUAUCAAAGUUCUGGAGAUCAACAAACGGCUAUGACUUAUUUGAAUAUGUAUAUGGAACUCUCAAAGGCUCUGGGAGAUAAAGAUGGCCUAGGUAAAGCCUAUAAAGCAAUUGCCAAUGCUCUAGAAAGUGAAGGAAAAGUUGCAGAGUCUGUUGAAUACCUGGAGAAGUUUGUUGAGGUGUCACAAGGAAGUGACCAGAGUCGAAGUUUAGAAGAAGCUUGUAUGUGCCUGGGAGUCAUUUUCAAUUCCAGAGGUCAAUAUGACAAGGGCUGUGAGUAUUUCGCGAAGGCUUAUGAGAUCACCAGGAACUUAAGAGAUCUGCCACUGCUACAGAAAACACAGGUGUACCUUGGUGCUGCCAAAGCCCGCAAGAUGAUGACAGCGUUUAGCAGUCAUAUGGAAACAACUGGACUUGUCAACACAGAGGAGCUGCUGGCAUGGAAGGAUAGUCGAAAUGACAUGUUCAGCGAUCCAAGUACAGUGUGUGCUCCAGUUUCCUUCCACAGUCUGAAGACACACUGAAAGAAAAAAGGAGGCAAGGAAAAACCGAAAGGAUCAACUACAGAUGAUACAGAAUAGGAGAAUCACCAGUGAGCACCUCAUUAGUCACAAAAGAUCAGAAAGAAUCAGAUAAAUAAAUGCCUCUGUCGGUCUCCA
This is a messenger RNA of Lepisosteus oculatus (spotted gar), 1677 nucleotides long. It is a transcript of the gene ttc29, whose product is annotated as tetratricopeptide repeat domain 29. Gene Ontology annotation, cellular component: sperm flagellum. Gene Ontology annotation, biological process: cilium movement. NCBI's taxonomy places the organism in Eukaryota, Metazoa, Chordata, Actinopteri, Semionotiformes, Lepisosteidae. The record is from RefSeq and is a predicted model, not a curated record. Gene Ontology annotation, molecular function: protein binding.